CCAUUUGAAGAAGGAUAACGAGAAGAUAACAAGCAAUACCCAAACCACUGAAUAAAAUCGUCUUUCCUUCUCUCCUCUUUCUUCCUCAUCAACUCCCAAAGGCGCAACCCACGAAUCAGGCAAACCCACCUCCACAUGUUAUCGCUAUGUGUUCAAUCCACUACGGUUUACUCCGGGGCUUGUUCUCCCUCAUUCAACCCCAACCACGACUACCCACGUCGCCGAUUGCCUUCUCAAUUCAGACUCCGACUCCGCCGAAGUAAUGUCCAUGUGUUCUCCAUCGAUCAAAGUGGUUACUUCCAAACCAAUGUUAAGGUUCAGUACGACAGUUCGAAGAAUCUGAGAACGUUGUUUCCCGGAGGUUAUAAGCGGCCGGAGAUCAAAGUUCCUGGCCUCGUGCUGAAACUGAGCGCUGAUGAGUUACUCAAGGAUAAGACUGCAUUGGAUAAGGUUGAUGAAGCGGUGGCUAAAAGCAGCGUUGGGGUUGUUCUGCUUGAUGGAGGGGAUAGCAGCGGAGGGAGGUUAUAUGAGGCGGCGUGUUUGCUCAAGUCGGUGAUUAGGGAUAGGGCGUAUCUGGGUAUUAAGGAAAGAGUUGAUAUAGCGGCUGCUAUCGGUGCUAGUGGGGUUGUGCUUUCUGAUCAAGGUUUCUAUGUUUGUUGCUUUUGUUUUUGGUUAUUUGAUAGCAUGAGAAGUUAAGUUGGUGAAAUGAUC
Messenger RNA from Impatiens glandulifera, 711 nucleotides. Its product is annotated as probable transmembrane GTPase FZO-like, chloroplastic. The coding region runs from base 136 to 696 and encodes 186 amino acids. NCBI's taxonomy places the organism in Eukaryota, Viridiplantae, Streptophyta, Magnoliopsida, Ericales, Balsaminaceae. Gene Ontology annotation, cellular component: chloroplast membrane. The record is from RefSeq and is a predicted model, not a curated record. Gene Ontology annotation, biological process: thylakoid membrane organization. The transcript has a single exon.